Messenger RNA from Magnolia sinica, 2202 nucleotides. RefSeq lists its product as uncharacterized. Bases 204 to 1910 code for a protein of 568 amino acids. NCBI's taxonomy places the organism in Eukaryota, Viridiplantae, Streptophyta, Magnoliopsida, Magnoliales, Magnoliaceae. Gene Ontology annotation, biological process: protein transport. The record is from RefSeq and is a predicted model, not a curated record. The transcript has 9 exons.
ACGUGGAGUGCGGCUAUAUUCCGGUUCUACCGGCUCCGCUCGGUAAUCAAAUGUUUCACUGCGACGAUGAGCACAAAGCCUUCGUUUUCUAAAUCUUUCGAUCGAUCGAGCGAGCGAGCAGAUAGCAGCAGCAGCAAUCCUCCUGGCAAAAAGAGAGAUGGAGAGGCGGCGAGAGAGAUGACGGACGGAGGACCGGAGAGCUGAUGAUGAUGACCUCCUCACCCUCCCUCUUAAAUGAAGAAACGCACACAAACUCAUCCUUGGUUCCCCGUCUCCUGCAAUCUGCCAAUUCCUUCUUCUCGUGCCUUGGCAUCAACAAUAGCAGGAGCAUCAACAGCAGCAAGAACCCAACCGCUAUAUGCGCCCAGGCAUCAUCAUCAUCAUUGCUGUCUUCCUCAGGCAUCGGUGCCCCUGCUGUGCUUGCCGAUAACCCUGUAUUGUCUAUUUCAACGCCCUUCUUCUCGUCUCACCAGAUCAUCCGCAGUUACAAUUCCUCAUCAGCUUCUCCAUCAUCAUCAUCACCACUGCCGAUGAAGAGCAUGUCUUCCCCGGGGUUCCCUUCCAGUGUGCGGAUUGAUGGCCUCAAUUCCUCCUCAAAGGUAGGAGGUCCUGCCUUUGUGGGUCAGGUCUUCAGCAUGUGUGAUCCUUCUGGCACCGGUCUCAUGGCCGUCACCACCCACCUCGACAUCCCCUUCAUAUCGAAACGGACACCUGAAUGGAUCAAAAGGAUUCUUGCUAUGGUUACUAAGAGUGAGAAGAAUGGCCCUGUUUUCCGCUUUUUCAUGGAUCUAAGUGACGCAGUGGCUUAUGUUAAACGGCUGAAUAUUCCAACUGGUAUGGUGGGUGCUUGUCGCCUUGACGUAGCAUAUGAACAUUUCAAGGAAAAGCCUCACAUGUUUCGAUUUGUUCCUAGCGAAAAACAGGUCAAAGAAGCAAAGAAGCUUCUUAAGACGAACCCACAAUAUAGUAGGAGAAGGCUUGAGGGAGUUCCUGUCUUUACUGCUCAAAAUUUGAAUAUUGCAAUAGCUACAACUGAUGGAAUUAAGUGGUAUGCACCAUAUUUCUUUGACAAAAGCUUGCUGGACAAUAUCCUAGAAGCUUCUACUGAUCAGCACUUUCACACUUUAAUUCAAAAUCGACAUAUGCAACGGCGGCGGGAUGUGAUUGAUGACAGUUUGGCAACCGAAGUUAUAGAAGAGAGUGGAGAAAGCCUGUUUGAACCUCCAGAGGUUCAAGAAGUGCUGGAUGAAAUGGGUAAUCCAGGAAUACCAUUGAGUGUCCUAUCAAAGGCUGCUGAAAUUCAGCUGCUUGAUGUUGUUGACAAAGUACUCUUAGGGAACAGGUGGUUACGAAAAGCAACUGGUAUCCAACCAAAGUUCCCAUAUCUGGUCGACUCGUUUGAAGAAAGGAGUGCAGCUUCCUUUAUGAAGGCCAUGGAAUCAACUAGCUCUGCUGUCAACUCAGAAGAUACUGCUGAUAACGGUGGGCAUGGAUUGCAGCUUGGUGCAUCUGAAUUUAAGUCGAAUGGGAGAGCCUAUGGUGAUCGAAGCCAUCCAACAAAUAGCACUGAUUUUCGAUUUCCCUUUGGAGACUGGUUUCUAAAUCCAUGGUCAAAACCCGAUAACCAGAUUAAGACUGAUAGGAGCAAUACAAGAAUGGCAAGCUGGAAUGGAGAGUGCAUCAACCAAGCGCCACCUAAUCCUCUUCUUCCGAAGAUCACAAUGGUUGGCAUCUCGACAGGCGAGGCAGGGCAGAUGAGCAGAGCCAGCUUGAAAAAGACAAUGGAAGAUUUGACGAAGGAGUUGGAGCAGACAACUCAGAGAACUACUCAACCCAAUGAAGAGAAGGACCCUCUAUUUGUCGCGAAUGUGGGUGAUUACUCCAGUAUAACACGGAUGAGCUCAGCAUGAUGGGGAUUGAUUUGAGUUGCUUCUGUGGACUGCCCACAACCUUUAGGGCAUGUAUUUAUUCUUGAUUCUUUGAUGAGGAUCUGCCAUUCUGGCCAGUGCAUGCAUUGUAAAAUUGACCGGUUCUGCAACAGUUUACAGGUCAUUGAUUUUCUUGAAUUUUAAGGGGUUUUUUUUUUGGUGGUGUAAUGGCUUCUGGAAACACCUAAGAAUUCAGCUAUUGGAUUUUACACACAAGUUGGAGAUGCUACAAGUGUUCGUAUACAAGGAAUGGUAAAAUUAAUGUGUUUCUUAA